AUGGUCGGGCCUCUCCUGAAGGCUCCUGGCGGCUUCACCCGCCUGCUCGUCAUGGUGGACAAGUUCACCAGAGGGAUUGAGGCAAAACCGAUCGUCGAGCCCAGCUCCCAAGAAGCUGUCAAGUUUUUUCUUGACAUCAGCUACCGUUUUGGUGUGCCCAACAUCAUCAUCACGGGCAAUGGGAUCAAGAUCGACUGGGCAUCAGUCGGACACUCUUACACCAACGGGCAGGUGCAAAGGGUGAAUGGCAUGGUCCUCCAGGGACUCAUGCCUCGCAUCUUCGACCAGCUCAUCAAGUUUGCUGGCCGGUGGGUCCAGGAACUCCCAGGCGUCCUUUGGAUCCUGAAGACAACUCCCAAUUGGUCCAAAGGAUUCACCUCGUUCUUCCUAACUUACGGGAUGAAAGCCGUGCUACCCACCCACUUGGGCCAUGGCGCCCCAAGGGUCAAGGCCUUUGACCCCAACCGAGCCAUAGAGGCUCAGCAGGACAUGGUCAACUUGUUGGAUGAGGCUCGGGAGACGACCCUGGUCCACUUGGUGAAGUACUAG
Panicum hallii is the source of this 549-nucleotide messenger RNA. RefSeq lists its product as uncharacterized. The transcript has a single exon. Gene Ontology annotation, molecular function: nucleic acid binding. The record is from RefSeq and is a predicted model, not a curated record. Lineage: Eukaryota; Viridiplantae; Streptophyta; Magnoliopsida; Poales; Poaceae. Bases 1 to 549 code for a protein of 182 amino acids.